This is a messenger RNA of Vitis riparia (riverbank grape), 625 nucleotides long. RefSeq lists its product as uncharacterized. The transcript has a single exon. The record is from RefSeq and is a predicted model, not a curated record. The coding region runs from base 85 to 459 and encodes 124 amino acids. NCBI's taxonomy places the organism in Eukaryota, Viridiplantae, Streptophyta, Magnoliopsida, Vitales, Vitaceae.
UUGCACAAUUUUCUUCAUCCCAUCAUCCAGUUGAAUCUGUAUUUCUCAUCUAGCUCUCUGCAUCCUGUCCUAGUUUCCCAAGAUAUGGCUAAAGAUCACUAUUCUUCUGCUCAGUCUGAUCAGCCUCUUCCCCUACACCUUUGCUGUUUCCUUGCUAUACUCUUCAUGUUUAUUGCCUUCUCAUGGUACAUCAACUAUGAGCCUGUGUUGGAUAGUAUGUUCGAUCAGCUCAAAUUGAUUCUAAUGGUGUCCCCUUUGCUGCUUCUACUAGCCGUCCAUUGGCUUUCCAGCGACUUGGGCAGGCAGUUUCCAUCUCUGAUACCUUUGCCGCAGCGAGACUCACUUCACAGAGCUGGAGGAACUCCUUGGGGAGUUGGGUUUCUCCUGGUUUUCUUCUUUUUCAUGAUAUCCUACCAGUCCUACUUCCAUGAACGCUGGUUUCCUCUUCUGAGCAGAUGAUGAAGUUAAUGGUCUCUUUGUAUUGUGUAAUUUGUAUCUGUUGUACCUAGUUGCCAUGGCAAGGCUUCCAGAUUUUGUUUUGUUGUCUUGUAAUCUAAAUUUUGUAUAAAUCCAUCUGGGUGUUACUCUUUUCUGACUGAAAAUUUUUGUGUUGCCAUUUUUUGUU